Messenger RNA from Exophiala spinifera, 1791 nucleotides. RefSeq lists its product as uncharacterized. The record is from RefSeq and is a predicted model, not a curated record. The coding region runs from base 1 to 1791 and encodes 596 amino acids. Gene Ontology annotation, molecular function: protein binding. Lineage: Eukaryota; Fungi; Ascomycota; Eurotiomycetes; Chaetothyriales; Herpotrichiellaceae. The transcript has 2 exons.
AUGACUUCGGCCUUGAUGCCAGCCUACACGGAUAGGGUAGCAUAUGGGUCGCACUCAGCUCGAUACUCACACCACCCCUACCACCAAGAGCGUCCACCAUUGUUGUCAACCGAUGUCGAUGCCAUUGUGGGGACUGCACAUGUGCAAAAGGCCGGAGCGUUUGUUCCUCGGACGGCUGAAGAUUGGAACGUCCACCGCGAUGUGAUCUCCAGCCUGUACGAGGAGUUGCCGCUACGUGAAGUGCAGAGAAUUAUGGAGACGAACUAUAACUUCAAAGCCACAAAGCGGAUGUACAACACCCGCCUGAAACGGUGGGAUAUCUGGAAGAACUACCGUGCCGAGGAGAAGGAGGAACUUGCCGGUCGCAUCGCCCAAGCACAUGUUGAAAACCGACCAAUCGACACCAUCAAUUUCAGGAACAAACCUGUCAAGGUUAACCGUGUGUUGAGGCAUUGCAGAACCACGGCUCGGAAACGCAGGGGGUCAACGACGCUUGAGGUCUCCAAGGUCAAGAAAGGAAAAGGAUCCGAGGCAUCGUCUGAAGACUCGACGGACUCAAACAGAGGCAGCACGGAUCGAGACGAAAUGGUUCGUGUGCCGAGGUCGCUCGGGGUCAACAUGACACGUAGGACUCCACGAUCCGGGAGCUCCUCAAGUGGCUUUGUCUUGCUCACUCCAGAGUCAGGAGAUACCAGUGCAACCAUCCUAACCCCCUCAGCAUCCGGGUUGAGCGACAAUGAGGUCGUGCCGUACAUCACCGGUGGCCAAGCUACCCAAGAGGAUCAAGUACCGAGCCCGGAUCCACCUAUCUUUCCAGCAAAGGGCCCGAUAAAUGUCGAACUCAUCCUUAACCAAACCCAAACAUAUUACCUGGCUCACCUGGAGUCCAUACGGUCUGAAGCGACGGAUAUCUACAAUGUGACUGCCGCGUCGAACUUGUUCUGGUCGAAUGUCAAGUCGGCCAUUUAUUUUCUGAAGAUGAAAACGCCGACACUGGCAUGGCCGCUGUUCAACGAGGCAUGUGGACUUGUUGGAGACGUGCUCAGCAAUUCACCAAUCUUGUUCUUGAAUAGUGUUUUUGCAGUCCUCUCCCCGGUCAACACUCGCAUAUGCCCAUUGGCUCGCAGCACAUUGCUCCGGCAUCUGUCAAACAUGGCUUCGAUCAAGUUGACCCCGCUUCACCCCCUGGCCAUCUUGUUCCGCGAGAUAGCGCAGGAGGAUGAAUUUGGCUUCACGUCCGAAACUGCAAUGUUGGUCACGCUGAAUCUGCUACGCCAACAUCUCGGAGGCGACCAUACUGGAACCUUCACUGUUCAGAGGUCGCUGAUCAGUCUGCUGCGCCGUGACCAGCGCCUUGUAGAGGCGAAGCAGCAGAGCGAGGAGCUGGUCAGAACGACGGAGCAAGCUUUGGUGUCGCAGGUCGGGCUUGCGAUCCAGGCGAAGAAGCCCACGAGCAUCAGCAUGACGGAACUGUGCAUUGCCAUGACGGAGCUUGUGCACGUAUACAUUGACAUGAAGGAAUAUGCGGUGGCCAAGGACAUUUGUGACAAGGUGAUUCAGAAUUACAAGAUGAUCCAAGGCCCGAGUUUUCCGGACAGUCGGGCGGCCUAUGCAAUGGAGGACAUGGCGCAGCUCAGUGAGCAGUUGGGAGACAACGGUGGCGCCACGUACUGGUUGGGACAGGCUAUGGAGGCGAGUUGCUUGCUGAGGGGUGAAAGUGAUGCGGCGACCCAGCACGUCAAGAAUAAGAUGGAUGAGUUGGUGAAGAAGAUGGUGGUUACAUGUGGCUGA